Molecule: messenger RNA, 6944 nt
Organism: Jaculus jaculus (lesser Egyptian jerboa)
Lineage: Eukaryota; Metazoa; Chordata; Mammalia; Rodentia; Dipodidae
Gene: Frs2
Product: fibroblast growth factor receptor substrate 2
Exons: 10
Coding region: 804-2330 (508 amino acids)
Biological process (GO): cell surface receptor protein tyrosine kinase signaling pathway
Cellular component (GO): cytoplasm; cell-cell junction
Source: RefSeq, a predicted model, not a curated record
AUGCCGUAGCACACACUUAGCUUGCAGACCCUCCUUGCAAGCACCUCUCACAGGACAGCACACUAGCAUAUUGUAAUGUCUCCUGUUGGAUAUCAUCAUUGGAGUGUAGAAGGCAUUUCAACUUAAAAUUCUGAAUUAUUUUACGGAAAAGUAAAUCCACAGAUUACUUUGGGAAUGAUAUUUAAACACUUGAGCCUCAAUGAGAUUAUCAAUGGAGGAAAUAUGGAUGGAUGGAGAAAAAGAGAAAGCACAAAGUCCUGGAGUGCUUCAUAUUCAAGAAUGGGAAAAAAAGAACUCCAGAAAAGCAGACCUGUGAGAACUUGUCAUCAGAGCAUAUAUUGUGUCUAGUCCUUGUCAUCACUAACCAUCACUGAACUCUUACCGUGGGCCAGGCACUAGUUCAUCCAUGUAUGUGUCCACUACUGUUCCUUUGCUGAACUCCCACCAAACCUUUGUGAGAACACAGAAGGAAUUCAGCAGAUGUUUGUGGAAUGAAUGUGUUGCUGAAUGUUGGAAUUCAGUAAGUAGAGAGGAGUCAAAGAUAACCUGUCGAUUUUGAGAUGAUGAAUGCUUAUAAAAGAAGAUUUGGCUGGCUUUUGAUGAAAUGGCCAUUAAGAAGUGAUGUCCAGAUGCAACAGUCCAUGUAUCAUAAAGUAAGAUGCAGCGUGGCUUUUCAACCAGAUUGGUUAAGGCAAACAAAGACAACAUUGUAUUUUGAAAUAUGAUUGAACUCCUGAUGUAGCAUCAGAGGCUAACCAUAUUAAUGGCCACAUCUAGUGCUCACAUGGUCUUCUGAAGAAGCCAUGGGUAGCUGCUGUAGCUGUCUAGAUAAAGACACUGUCCCAGAUAGCCAUCGGAACAAGUUUAAGGUCAUUAAUGUGGAUGAUGAUGGGAAUGAGUUAGGUUCUGGCAUAAUGGAACUAACAGAUACAGAAUUAAUUUUAUAUACCCGCAAACGUGAUUCAGUAAAAUGGCACUACCUCUGCUUGCGACGUUAUGGCUAUGACUCCAAUCUCUUUUCUUUUGAAAGUGGCCGAAGGUGUCAAACUGGACAAGGAAUCUUUGCCUUUAAGUGUGCCCGUGCAGAAGAAUUAUUUAAUAUGCUGCAAGAGAUUAUGCAAAAUAAUAGUAUCAAUGUGGUGGAAGAACCAGUUGUAGAAAGGAACAAUCACCAGACAGAAUUGGAGGUCCCAAGAACACCUAGAACACCUACAACUCCUGGGUUUGCAGCUCAGAGCUUACCUAAUGGAUAUCCCCGGUAUCCCUCGUUUGGAGACGCUUCAUCCCACCCUUCCAGCAGGCAUCCUUCGGUGGGGAGUGCUCGCUUACCUUCAGUUGGUGAAGAAUCUACACACCCUUUGCUUGUGGCUGAGGAACAAGUACAUACCUAUGUUAACACUACUGGUGUGCAAGAAGAGAGGAAAAACCAUGCAAGUGUGCACAUCCCACUGGAGGCAAGGGUUUCUAAUGCUGAAAGCAACACACCCAAAGAAGAGGCAAGUAGUAUUGAAGACAGGGACCCUCAGAUUCUUCUUGAACCGGAAGGGGUCAAGUUUGUUUUAGGACCAACCCCUGUUCAGAAGCAGUUAAUGGAAAAAGAGAAACUGGAGCACCUUGGAAGAGAUCAAGUUAGUGGAAGUGGUACAAAUAACACAGAUUGGGACACAGGUUAUGACAGUGAUGAACGGAGAGAUGUACCCUCUGUUAACAAACUGGUGUAUGAAAACAUAAAUGGUCUAUCUAUCCCUAGUGCCUCAGGGAUCAGGAGAGGUCGUCUGACAUCCACCAGUACCUCAGAUACUCAGAAUAUCAACAACUCAGCUCAGAGAAGAACUGCAUUAUUAAACUAUGAAAAUUUACCAUCCUUGCCUCCUGUUUGGGAAGCUCGCAAGCUAAGUAGGGAUGAAGAUGACAAUAUAGGACCAAAGACCCCAUCUCUAAAUGGCUACCAUAAUAAUCUAGAUCCAAUGCAUAAUUACGUAAAUACAGAGAAUGUAACGGUGCCAGCAAGUGCUCACAAAAUAGACUAUUCAAGGCGUCGGGAUUGUACCCCGACCGUCUUUAACUUUGAUAUCAGACGCCCCAGUUUAGAACACAGGCAGCUCAAUUACAUACAGGUUGAUUUGGAAGGUGGCAGUGACUCUGACAACCCUCACACUCCAAAAACGCCUACCACUCCUCUUCCACAAACCCCCACCAGGCGCACAGAGCUGUAUGCUGUGAUUGACAUCGAGAGAACUGCUGCUAUGUCAAAUUUGCAGAAAGCACUACCACGAGACGAUGGUACUUCCAGGAAAACGAGACAUAAUAGUACUGACCUGCCCAUGUGAGCCUGGAAAGCAUUAUGUUGUUGCACCUUUGUGAAGUUUCAAAAUGAAGAUGAAUGCUUCAUUUUCAUUUCUACACUCCUUUUAUAGACUGAGAAAACUUUCUCUAUUUCAUGUGCAUCUUUAAAGGGAAUUAAUGUAGAGCAGGUACUCCUUAAAGAACACUAAUUUCAUUAUAUACUCCUCAUUAUUGUACAGCAGCACUCCCAUUUUCACAGUGCCUAUCUAAAAUGAGAGUUGAAGUGAAUGACAUGCUGGUUGGGUUUUUAUUCAGUAUUCUGGACUUAAGCAUAUCUUUCCCGUCUAAGUUGUGGUUGGAAUUUAAAAUCUUUCAUAAAGCCUCUUGAUAGUGUACAUUGCUAACAGAUAACUCUAGGCUUUGAAAGUACUAUUUGUAGAUUCACUGUUCACAAUAUGUGCUCUACAGCAUAUAACAUGAGGAAUCUUGUAUUUCAUUAAUUAAGGCUUUUUGACUUGGGCCAAAACAUGUAAAAGUAACAAAAGACCCCCACCUCCUUUCAUCCUAGUUAGCACCUCUCCUUUGGUGUUGCUAGAAAGAGUCCUAUAUCAUGAAUAUAGUUUGCUCUCAGUGUGUUGAACGGCAGGCAGGAGACAGUUGUUUACUCAUCUCAUGGUGUCAUUUUAAGGGCAUGUCCAGAUAUCUUACUCAGAAUUACAGUAGGUUUAGGAAUCAGUCUCAGGUCAUUUUACCCAGAAACAUUGGAAAAUCUAAAUCAUGAUCUCUUGGAGUUUCUUUCCUACAGAUUAUUGACAGCACAUUGUUUUCUGGAGACAUUUGUGCCAUUAAGUUCCCAUUUAUCUUGUCCCUGCCCCAACCCUUUGGAUUUUGGGUUGUCUUUUUUCUUAAUAUCUUUUCCACUUUAAAAUGUUUGAGUUUGUAUAUAGUCUUGCGAUUGGAUUAUGUGUUUAUUGUUAUGUAGUUUGCAUUUUUUGUCAAAUUAUGGUCUUGAAGGUUCAUUUGGAACUUACUGUUAUUUCUAUAACAGAGUUGCCUUUGUCCAGUAUUUAUUUAUAUGCUGUUUACUUUUCAAGUUGAUAAAAAAAUUUUUCUAAAUUUUAAAUUUCAUGUGUGUCCAUAGGUGAUCUCUUUAGCAGCUGAAAAAAAAAACAUGCUAAGUUUCUAAAGGUCCUGUCUUCUGUGGGCACAUUCCCAGCACUUUAGCAGGGAGUUCCUCAGCUACAUGGCUUCAGUUGUAUUCUGCCCACUGUAGUGUUCCUCAGCUCUGCUGUCCUUUCACUUGGAGCUGGGUCUCUAACUCUUCCCCCGAUUUCAGUGAAUGUUAAUAUUGUUGCCAGCAUAGCAGGUACAAGUGAAGUGUCUCGCAGUAAUAAGUUUGUGUUAUAAUUUAGGAUCUAAAAUGAACUGAAGUUUAUAUGAUGAGUCCAGAUGUCAAACUCUUGGAAAAUCAAAAAUGUCUCAAAUUUUCAAACAUUAUUCAAUUUAAGGGAAGAUGGAGUGGAAAGAAAAUCAAGUAACUUUGUGAAAUAUGUUGCUUUUUUUUUCCCUUUAAAUAUGAGGAAAUUUGAAAUUAUCAUCUGGAUCCACCAGAUGUGACUAAGGUUAAUUUAACAUGAAAAAAAUUCAGCCAUAUAAUACCCAGUCUAUUCAGUAAGUAACUUAAUUGUAGAUACAUAAAUGGAUUAGUAGAACAAUAGAGUGGGACCAUUAUAAAACAUUAUUAUUACAAGUGUCUGUCAUUAUCUGUUUUUGCUUUUCCUCUCUGAACUUGGUGCUUGCUAGUCUACUGUUCUCCUAAAAAGAGCAGUGGCAUAGAUGUGCAGUUUCCAUUUUUCCUUUCUUCUAAGUAGAUUGCUAAUCGUGCCAAAUUUCUGUAGUCAUUUUUGUUUUAAUGUUGAAUAAGAAUUAUGAUGUAACCAAUGCACAUGGUUUCCUCUAACCAGCAGUCAAGGCAGAACAUUAAUCUCCAAAUGAAAGGGCUGAUCUGUUCGUAUACUUUAUUCUUUCUCAUUUUUGCAUGUUUCUUCCAGGUUCUAAUCAGUUUUUAUAUUUUUUUAGGCAACUCUAAUCAGUACAAUUUGUGCUUUAACUAGUAUGUGGUUAAAGAAUGAAAAUGGGACCAAUUUGCUAAGAAUUUGAUUUUAGGGUACUCAGUGAAUAUUAGGAAGAGAUACACAAGUGGUAAUUUCUAGAUGCCUUCUAGAAGUCACCUUUGUUCCUGUUUAAUAACAAGUCAUCUAGAAUACCACCAUUUUUCACAGUAGCUUAGUAAUGGGCAUUAAACUCUGUCCUGGAAGAAUAUACCUAUUAUUAUAUGGGCUCAUUUUAGAAUAAGAAUUAUGGCCAUAUGUCUCAGAUUUUCUGAGACAAACCUAAUUUUACAUGAUCAGGUCUGUUGAUAGAUCAUGUGACCCAACUUCUGGUUUUGAAAUAUUGUUUUAUUUUUCCCCCCCAAGUAAAAUUCUCUUUUAUCCAUACAGAUCACAGUAUUUCUUCCAGAUGAGGGUUGGAAACGGAUAUGGGUAUUACCAGUGUGUUUCUGAAUGUGUUAUUUCCUAGUUUCAUCUUCCUUCAAAAAAUGAAAAUAUGGUGCCUUCCCUCCCUCCAGGAAGAUUGGCAAAUAGUUCCUUUUACUUAGUGCUGCUGUGGAGUGAUGAGAUACGCACUUUACUCUUGAAGACUCAGCAAAAAGCUUUCACUUCUCAGUAUAUCCAGAAUAGAUCACAUGUGGGACUAAAGAAAAUUUGCCAAGCAAGCUUUGUCUUUAUAGGUAUUAAUGUUGACACCCUACCCCCAGUACAAUGUUAUAAUAGUCAACCUGGUAUUUGUUUAUCUUCCCACCUCACCUACUAAAAACUGGUGGCACAGCAUAUUUUAAAAAAUGUACCUCAAUAAUGUUCUAUUAAAAAUGGGACAGGGGCCUUAUGCUUUCAUAAUUUCCCAACAAUGUGCCACCAUGUAUUUGCCUCAAGGUAAAGGUUUUAACAAGAUAGUACUUCCCAGUUUCCCUGUGCUAUUCUCUAAUCCAUAAUGCUCAAGUGUUUGUGCAAUGUAUAGUAGUAUGUGUGUAUAAAUAUAUAUAUUCUUGAAAUAUACAUACCAUCAGAGAUUCAGAAGUAACUGAUGUACUGGCAUUUUGUUCAUAUUUCUGGUGUGUGAGGUAUAUGGUACUAAUUACCUUUCCUUGAUGUUUGCCAAAUUUUAAUAAAGGCAUUGGUACGAAAUUACAGAAUGUAUAGACUAUGUUUUGGCUUGAAAAUUAGCAAAUGUUUUAUGCCCUACUACAGUGUACUCUGCCCAGACCAGGACCUGCUGUCUUCUUGUUCCUGACACUCCCGUUCUCCAUCCCCACUUCCUUAUUUUUUCCAGGUAUAACUAAAAUCUUUUGUAGCAUCACUGUAGUUGCAACUAUCUGGCAACUGGACAUGAUAUAUGGAAACAGACUGGUAUUAAUAGUACAGUAGUCACCAGCGUGCCACAUCUGCAUUAGUAAAUGCAAAACACACAUUUUAUAAAGGACAAACUUUGUGUUUUUAUUUUCAUUACAUUGUAUAAUACUGUAAGAUUAUUGUAUGUCCUAAUUUGCAUUAUAACUGUCUUUUCCUACAUAAAGGCAUAAAUAUAGCAACUUUGUAUAAAGGUAGCUUAUUAGAGUUUUUUCUUUCAUAAAAGUUGUCUUAACAGUGGGACUACUAUUGCCAAAUUGUAUAUGAAAUAUAAAUUUUACCCCUAUGGUUAAUUGCUUUUUAUGAACAUUCCAUUUUUCUCUAAUUAAAGAUAUGUGAUACUGUACUAUGCAUAAAUUAUGUUCUAAUGCUGUUUCAUAUCAGCAUUUUAAAUUUUGGUUUGCAUUUUUAAUAUUGGCAAAACUUAACCACUGUUAAUUAAAAUAAAAACCUUGUUGUAUAUGUAACAGCAUCAUUUUCCCUUUAUAUCCUUUCCUGCCCUUUGUUUCUCAAUUUCUCCCCAUCAGUGCCAACUUCAUACAUUUUGUAGCAUGGCAAUAAAAUGUAACUUUUCCACAGAGGCCGGAGUGUGGCUUUGGAGGAAGUGGGGAUGGGAGGGUUGUCUUCAGUUGUCCUGGCGUGUAACUGCCAUACAAGCCGUGUCGUCAGGCAUGAGAAGUUAUAUAUGAUGGAAACAUGCUUUUAAGGACAAGUGUGAAUGUGUUUUUAACCUUCAUUUUUGAUGUAACAAUAAUAACUAAUUUUUUAUCUUUGGAAAAGUCAAGAGUUCUUGAAGUACAAUCAAAUCUUUAUUAACUGGAGUACUUAAAGAAUAAGCUAAUGACUGAAUUUUUGUUCAACAAGGGCUAAGCAACACAUUUUUUUAAAAUCCUUAUUUAUUGUAGAGUAUUAGUAUACUUUACUGUCCUGAAAUUAUAACAUGUAAAAUAUGGUUUGAUCUUAGAUGAUGUAGCAUCUUGCAAUGCCUUACUAUUGUCAUUCUGGCAUAGAUAUCUGCAAUGAGGUACUCAAGUUGAUACUGGAAGCCGUGCUGACUAUACACUGACCUUAAGCAUUCAUGAGAAACUGCUUUGUUGAAUAAAACCUGAUAAGAGUUCUUAUGGUCACUUUUCCCUUAUUGCCAAAAGUAGAUUGCAAUAAAAUCACAAUAAAAGUUUGGUUGAAUACCGA